Molecule: messenger RNA, 2532 nt
Organism: Synchytrium microbalum
Lineage: Eukaryota; Fungi; Chytridiomycota; Chytridiomycetes; Synchytriales; Synchytriaceae
Product: leucyl aminopeptidase
Exons: 13
Coding region: 1-2532 (843 amino acids)
Biological process (GO): RNA processing; RNA catabolic process; proteolysis
Cellular component (GO): exosome (RNase complex); cytoplasm
Molecular function (GO): manganese ion binding; metalloaminopeptidase activity
Source: RefSeq, a predicted model, not a curated record
AUGGCUACUAGGACAAGCAAUAUUCUCGCGCCAGAGACAUUCAAAAUCCUACAGCCUCGAGAAUAUAUCAGACAACACGUCAUCGCUCAAGGAACAAGACCCGACAAGAGAGCUUGGAAUUCUGUGAGAGACACUACCAUACGCACAGGGGUCGUAUCAACAGCAAACGCAUCAUCACUCGUGAAAAUCGGCGAGACUACAGUCAUUUGUGGCAUCAAGGUUGAAGUAGGAGAACCAAAGUUAGAUAGACCGAAUCAUGGAUUCAUAAUACCAAACAUUGACCUCCCCGCCAUGUGCUCGCCAAGAAUACGGCCUGGUCCUCCUGGUGAACUGCCUCAAUCGCUUAGUGAGCAGAUGAAUCAAGUGUUGCACAGAUGCAAGAUCAUCGAUACCAAAGAUCUAUGUAUAUCAUCAGGAAAUGCAGUGUGGGUGCUGUAUUGUGAUGUUGUGUGUCUUGGAUACGAUGGGAACGCUUUUGAUGCGUCCUUGAUUGCUAUUAUGGCUGCUUUACGACAAGUUCGAGUACCAAACGUACUAUACUCUGAAGCUGAUGGAACCGUCAAGGAAACAUCUAAACCGGUGAUACCUCUCCGGAUUCACAGGAUACCUGUUUCAUUGACUGUUGGCAUAUUUGAAGUGUAUGCCAUCAUGCAAAAGAAUCAUCUUCAAGAAUUAGCUAAUUGCCCAUUACAACAACAUAGGAAACAUUUAUUAGUUGAUCCAACAGACGAUGAAGAGCAAGUCCUGUCUGCUACAGUGACUACAGUGAUAGACGAGAUUGGAAUGAUGUGUGGAAGCUUUCAGGAUGGAGAGCCUGUGCCCCGGAUCUAUGGAUAUAUGAUUUUGGUUGGUUUGGUCUUGGUUGACGCGUCCGUCGAAGUCAUCAACUUCUUGACAUCGCAAAUGCACCAAGUGGCCAGACUCUCAACCAAACUUUCGUGGUCUAUACCAAAGCUCGUUAAUAAGGAUAUAAUCACAUUCGCAAUCCGAAUCAACUCUCAACAAGCAAGAAAGAACUCAACAAUGACAACCGUAACAUUUGGGAGUUUCAGUGCAAGCCCGGCUGGCCACGUCCUGUUGGCUGAAAAGCCAAUUUUCGCUACAUUUGCAACCGCUCUUCCAUCCUCAUUAUCGCUGCCUAGUAAUGUGGUGAAUGCUGCUGUGCAGGCAUCACAGAUUAUUUCUGAAGGAACUGCUGAAACAAUUACCACGUUUGUUGGUGAUUCAAAAGAGAAUCGAGGACAGGUGUCGAUUGGAAGCAUUCCUAUCGAACGAUCUCGCUCGAAUGGAUUUGUGAGGACUGAUAGUAUCUAUGAUCUCGCCCUAAAACUAACUCCCAAAACCGGUGACAUCCAAAUAACCGUCCUCCUCUCCUCACUCGCCCAAACUCUCCCAGCAGGACUCGCAAUAGCCCGUGCAUUCCCCUUAUACUCUCGCAAAAACCUCGCCGACCCAAAACCGCCACGUACCGUGCACGUAAACUUUGUCAUCUGCAACAGCACAGACAGUGACAAGGAGAUUGACUACGCAUCAUUGCAACUGGCUGCAAACGGUGUCCGAUUCGCUGCUCGAUUGGGUGAUACACCCCCGUCUGAACUUCAUACAGAUGCAUAUGUGGAAGAGGUUAAGAGUGUUGCGAGGAAGCUGGAGCCUAAUGGUGUUGAGCUGACGCUCAUUAGAGGGGAUGAGUUGAGGGAUGCUGGACUUGGUGGGAUUUGGAAUGUUGGGAAGGGAGCAGAACAUCCACCAGCACUCGCCAUAUUGGGGUAUCGUCCAGCAGGUGCCAAAACGACACUCGCAAUGGUUGGAAAGGGAGUCACGUUUGAUACUGGUGGAUUGUCGUUGAAACCAACUGCGUCAAUGAUUUCCAUGAAGACUGACAUGUGUGGAUCUGCAGCUUGUCUAGCCGCAUUUGAAGCUAUUGUACUCAAGGGCGCAUUUAAAGAAAACCUUUACGCCGUACUUUGUAUUGUGGAGAACUCGGUUGAUGAGAGGUCGUACAGGAAUGAUGAUAUCUUGUACAUGUACAGUGGAAAGACUGUCGAGGUCAACAAUACCGAUGCGGAAGGUCGACUCAUUUUGGCUGAUGGAAUUGCAUAUGCUACAAAAAAUUUGAAUCCUGACCGUCUUGUUGAAUUGAGUACGCUAACUGGUGCUCAGUCUUAUGCUACUGGAACCCGUCACGCUGGUUGUUUAUCGAAUUCAGACUCUUUCGAAUCUGAAAUCGUAUCAGCGGGAAAACGAAGUGGUGAUUUAGUGUACCCAUUGCUUUACUGUCCAGAAUGGUUGGGACCUGCCAAACAGUUCCCUUCAGAUGUCGCUGAUAUGAAAAACUCGGUAAAAGACCGCGUAAACGCACCAUCAUCAUGUGCAGGUCAUUUCCUCGAAUCGCAUUUUGUAGGUGAUGACUGGAACGAAAAUCGCAAGGGAUGGGCGCAUUUAGAUAUUGCUUCGCCCAGCGCAAGUGGUGAACGAUGUACCGGGUAUGGUGUUGGAUUGUUGAUUGAGAUUGCGAAGGAUUUUUCAGCGUAG